This is a messenger RNA of Lethenteron reissneri (Far Eastern brook lamprey), 3747 nucleotides long. RefSeq names its product S-adenosyl-L-methionine-dependent tRNA 4-demethylwyosine synthase TYW1-like. NCBI's taxonomy places the organism in Eukaryota, Metazoa, Chordata, Hyperoartia, Petromyzontiformes, Petromyzontidae. Gene Ontology annotation, biological process: wybutosine biosynthetic process. Gene Ontology annotation, molecular function: catalytic activity; FMN binding; 4 iron, 4 sulfur cluster binding. The record is from RefSeq and is a predicted model, not a curated record.
CUCGCGCUCCUGCACGAGAGUGAACCCCAGUGAAGUUGGUUGAUGGUCUAAGUCUCUAAGACGACGGCGGUGGUUGGUGAUGUUGAUGUUGAUGGCGUUGAUGAUGAUGAUGAUGCGUAUCGCUGUUCUCGUCGCCUCCUUUCACGUCGCCAGAGGCCAAGGCCACGCUGCAGGAGGAGCUGGUGAGCUGUGGGACGAGCUGGCGCUGUGGCUGGGCUCUGAGAGGCACCUAAGCUUCUGCCUCUGCUCCGUGCUGCUCGCCACCCUGGUGCUGUGUGCCGUGGUGCGGCACGUACAGAGGAAGCCGCAGGACACCGGCCCUUCGCCUGAGGCCACCGUCUCACCGAAAGUGACCGCCGUGGGGAACGGCCACAUCACCACGGGUGGUCCAGGUCCCCAGAGCGGGCCUGUCCACAUCUACUUUGGCUCUCAAACAGGCACAGCCAAGAGGCUUGCAAGGCUGUUGGCUGAGGAGCUCGCCCGCCUGGGAUUCUCGAGUUCCGUCAGCGACCUGCGGAGCUUCGACCCCGAGGACAGCCUGCUGGAAGAGGCCGCUGGCGUUGCCGUGUGCGUGUUCGUGGUGUCGACGUACAGCGGGGGGGCGCCCCCCGAACCCGCCGCCUGGUUCUGCAAGUGGCUCGAAGAGGCGGCGAGCGACUUCCGGUACGGCAAGACGCACCUGCGGGGAGUCCGCUACGCCGUGUUCGGCCUCGGAGACUCCGUCUACGAGGAGCACUACAACACGGUCGGCAAGAACGUGGACAAGUGGCUGUGGCAGCUGGGGGCUCGGCGCGUGCUGCCCCGUGGCGACGGCGACUUCAACGUGGUGCGCAGCCGGCACGGCAGCGCCGACGCCGACUUCGAGGCGUGGAAGGGCCACCUCGUGUGCCGCCUGCGGGCCUUGGCCGAGCCGGGCACCGCCGCGGGGGCUGGGGUCGGCGGUCAGCAGCGUCGGCGCUCGGACAGCGAGGGAUCCUGUCGCGACGAGGCCUCCGAGGAGUUUGAGACAACGAGCGAGGAGGAAGGGGGGACCGCGGACGCCGCUGACAUCGUCGACGUGGAAGACCUCGGGAGAGUUGUGACGGAGGCCAGGAGGUCCCAGGCAGGUGGAGCGGGCAGCGUCGGGGUCGUCGCGAGCACGAGGAGGAGGAGGGCGGCCGCGGGCAAGGGAAGGGCGACUUCCACGGAGGAGCCGCGAGAGAUGAUCACCCCCGCACUGCGGGAAGCUCUCACCAAGCAAGGAUACCGCCUCAUCGGGACACAUUCGGGCGUCAAGCUCUGUCGCUGGACCAAGUCCAUGCUGCGGGGCCGUGGUGGCUGCUACAAGCACGCCUUCUACGGCAUCGAGAGCCACCGGUGCAUGGAAGCCACGCCAAGCCUGGCCUGCGCCAACAAGUGCAUCUUCUGCUGGCGGCACCACACGAACCCCGUAGGGACGGAGUGGCGCUGGAAGAUGGAUCCGCCCGAGCUCAUUCUGCAGGAGGCGCUGGAGAACCACAUGGCCAUGAUCCGCCAGUUCAAAGGCGUGCCGGGCGUGAGGCCGGAGCGCUUUCAGGAGGGGCUGGCGGCGCAGCACUGUGCCCUCUCUCUCGUGGGCGAGCCCAUCAUGUACCCCGAGAUCAACCGCUUCCUGCGGCUGCUGCACCGCCGCGGACUCUCCUCCUUCGUCGUCACCAACGCGCAGUUCCCCGACGAGAUCCGGACACUGGAGCCGGUGACACAGUUGUACGUGAGCGUGGACGCUAGCACGCGCGAGAGCCUGCGCAGGAUCGAUCGCCCGCUCUUCAAGGACUUUUGGGCACGCUUCCUGGACAGCUUGAGGGCCCUGUCCGAAAAGGGCCAGCGCACUGUGUACCGCCUUACGCUGGUGAAGGCGUGGAACGUGGAGGAGGUCACCGCGUACGCCAACCUGGUUGCUCUCGGAAAUCCCGAUUUCAUCGAGGUCAAGGGCGUGACGUACUGCGGUGAGAGCUCGGCCAGCAGCCUGACGAUGGCGAAUGUGCCCUGGCACGAGGAGGUGGUGGGCUUCGUGCAGCAGCUGGCCACGAUGCUGCCCGACUACGAGCUGGCGUGCGAGCACGAGCACUCCAACUGCCUCCUACUGGCGCACAAGCGGUUCAAGCGCCACGGCGAGUGGUGGACGUGGAUCAACUACACGCGCUUCCAGGAGCUGGCGCGCGCGCACGCCGAGAGCGGGGGCGCCGCCUCCUUCACGGCGGACGACUACGCGGCGCGCACCCCGCGCUGGGCGCUCUUCGGCUCCAGGGAGCAGGGCUUCGACCCGGCCGACACGCGAUUCCUGCGCAAGAACCGCCCCAAGGAUAUCUCCGGCUGCUGAGCUCGGGGAGGGAGGGGGGCGGCGCGGGCCGCCACCCUCCCGUGAGGGUGUCCAACUCUGGGUGGGCACAGCACCCCCACGUGGUUCUUGAAGGGGGGGGGGGCAGCAGGAGGAGGAUCGGGACGAGUUGAGCGAGGAGAGGUUCCGAAGGUGAGGAGGUUCCCGAGUGACCUUCACGGAAGUGACGACGUACCUAGGGUGUCGGCGAGUUACACUGCCAAGGCUUAGCCUCUUCGUUCGUUUUUUAUCUUUCUGCUCAGUGGUGAUUUUAAUGGUUUGUUACAUUGUUGUUGUUGUUUUUUUAAAUGGUCGUAAUGUUGUAAUGCAGUAUGAUGUGUGAGUGCAAGGAUAUACUCUUAAAUUGAUUGAAGGGUUUCCCAAAUCAACAACUACACGCAGCCGUACCACAGACACACUCAAUCCCACUCAGCUACCUACAGACCCGCUUCACUACCGACACUUAACAACCCACAGACUCACUCAACUACCCACAGACCUACUUGAGAACCAUAUAUAAACCAACUCAUCUAACCAGCCAUCUACUCACCCACCAAUCCAAUCAUUGUCUCGCCUAAACACCCAACCAUUUACCUUUGCACCCAGCCACCUACCUCGCUAUUUACAAGCGUCAGUCAAGUGUUGCGAAUUUGUUACAAAAAUACGGUCAUAUUAAUGCAACAUUAAGGCAGUUUUUGUGCUGCAGUACAAAUUGUUUUUUUUUACGACAAAGUGCCGAAAUUGUUACUGUGAGCAAAUGCUGUGAGACCGCGCACUUUCGUCUUUCAAUCCUCAAAUGUUAUUGUCCAUCGCUCAAGUACGCGACACAUAACUCCCAACAGGAGAGCCCUGAUGCAGAGAAUGUUUUUGUUAAAAUAUUUGUUAUACAUAUUACAUUUGGCGCUGACGGCAUGCAUCCGAGUUCAUCUCCAUCGGUGUCAGUGGGCUGUGCCAAGUCAGGCUGUCCGGCGCAAGUAUUGGGAAGGGCAUCGCGAGCUGGGGGAGUGUAGUUAGUGGUGGUGGUGAUGGAGGACGUGGUGAUGGAGGUGGAGGUGAUGCGGUUUGACCGAUUGUAGUGCAAGCGACACCGGGUGGUGUGGUGGUGGUGGGGGGUCCAGGAUGUGGUGGUGGGAAGGGUACGUCUCUCCGAACGUUGCCUGGCUUCAUACAACAUCUGCUGGGCAUGGGGAGAGAGAGGUUGGAGGAGGAGGAGGGGGGGGUUGUUGGUUUGUCAGACAGCCGCAGAGCAAAGAUCGCACUCCGACAUCCCUUGCACGCUAUUCUACCCCUCCCUCCACCCCCUGCCACCUCCACAAACAAAGAAAAAGACCCCCCCCCCCCCCCGUGUAGCCUUAGACUGUUGGGGCAAGUGCUGUUAGCGAGCAGCACUUAUGAAGGCCACCGCAACCCAC